Doryrhamphus excisus (bluestripe pipefish) is the source of this 2424-nucleotide messenger RNA. It is a transcript of the gene ints12, whose product is annotated as integrator complex subunit 12. NCBI's taxonomy places the organism in Eukaryota, Metazoa, Chordata, Actinopteri, Syngnathiformes, Syngnathidae. Gene Ontology annotation, cellular component: integrator complex. The record is from RefSeq and is a predicted model, not a curated record. Gene Ontology annotation, biological process: snRNA 3'-end processing.
ACAGCGCUCUUUGUCGCCAUUUAAAAAUAACUCAGUAAAUUAAUACAUUUACAUGAAGAAGAACCUACGAUUGUAUUGUAACUAUUCUAACACAUUUAACAACUGUAUCCACUCAACAGACGUCAAAUAUUGUACAGUGAUGAAAGCGUAGACUGACGUUCGCAUACGCUGUCGCAAAACGUCUCAUCAAACGUUCCGCCUCCCGGUCCAUGUCGGACAUAUUUAAUGGAAACACCGGCAAAGUGUAGGAGGAACAUUCCGCGUAUGUACUGCAAUAACGUUUGAGUUCUUUUAAUAUAAUUUUACAGCCAGUCCGGUGCAUAAUAUAGGUUUAUACCAAGAGUGGAUGUAAGUUCAUAAGCCAUGGCUGGACCUGUCAGUUUGGAGUUGGAUCCCAUCUUCCUAAAGGGGCUGAGUUACCUUCAUUCCAAGAGUAAAGAUUCAGCCGAAAAGCUCAAAGCUCUUCUGGAUGAAUCGCUCGCAAGAGGAAGUGAUUCUUCCUACCGGUCGUCACUAAAAGACCUGGAGGUGUCAAAAGGGUCUUUGUCAAAACUCAGCUUAAGUAAACAAGACUCCAAGUCCUCCUCUAGUUCCUCGUCCUCCAACAUCAGCAGCAAAUCCAGCUCUGAAAAGAGCAAGAAAGACGGAGACAGGAGAUCUUCUGAAAAGGUUAGGGUGGACUUGGGUGAUGUUGACCCCCCGAAGAAGCCUCGUUUGGAGAAACAGGAGAAUCGUUCGUCACCGGUUACCGUGCAGACAAGCAAGGACCUCCUGACGAACAUCAGUGACUACGAUGAGACCAACGCUGAUGACUUUGCCAUGGAGAUGGGCCUGGCAUGUGUGGUUUGCAGACAAAUGACAGUGUCCAUGGGAAAUCAGCUGGUAGAGUGCCAGGAAUGCCAUAACUUGUACCACCAGGACUGCCACAAGCCCCAAGUGACGGACAAAGAGGUCAAUGACCCCAGGCUGGUGUGGUAUUGUGCUCGUUGCACCAGACAAAUGAAGCGUAUGGCCCAAAAGCCUCCACAGAAGCCAUCCCCAGCCUCCGCCUCAUCGGCACCCGUUGUAAAAGACACACUGGUGAAAAAGACAGAACUGAAAACGAAGCCGGACACCGCAAGCACUUUCCAGGCUUUCAAAAGGACAGAAGUGAAGACAUCCACAACGUCAUCUAACCCCACCAGCAGCAACUCCUCCUCAUCAAGUAGCGGUCUAACAGGCUGGGCCGCAUUCGGCGCCAAGACGAGUCCAUCUCUUCCUGUCAGCUCCAAACUUGGUUCCUCAGGACCAAGCGGGAGCAACAAAGCCAUGACAGCUCCCCCCGGCCAGAAACCGGUAGGUCUUUCCGGGCUUGCCGCAGCCAAAUCUGGGCUUGGAGCCGCAAAGAUCCCUGGGAGCGGUAACGGCAACGGCUCUAGUCAGGUCUCCUUGAAACCGCCGCCUCUGACUCUGGGCAAACAGCCGCUGAAUCGUUCAUCAAGCGCCGAGAGCCAGGGGAAGGGUUCUGCCUCGUCGGGGGCAAGCUCACCCAACAGCUCGCAGGCGAGUCCGGGAGGUAGCGGAUCAGGGGGAAAUAACAACGGAGGAGGAAACGGGAACAACGGGAAUGGGUCAAAGGUUCCGCCGGGAGAAAAAGCACCAACAUCCCAAGAGUCCCAGCUCAACGCCAUGAAGCGGUUACACCUGGUGAAGAAAAAAGCGGCACAAAAGAAGCUCAAGAAAUAAGCAUACAGGAGGUAGUAGAGCCCCAUUUCCAAGUGGUACAGUUUGGUACGCUAACAAAAUAAUUCCUGAGAAAACGUGUUCAGGAAGGGAAUUGUCUCAUAGUUGCGAUAACGGAAAAGGCAAGGACAGGAAGUCUUCGAUAAUAACAAAAACCGCUUCACAGCUAAUGUAUUAUAACUGUUCUGUCUGUGCGUUGAAUGAAUUGGUGGGUUAUAUAUUAUAAUAUGUUGUGUCAUACUAUCAAUGUAGCUUCCGUAAUUAUCACCCUUUCCGUGAUGGGAACACAAGCCAGAUAAGACCAACGUUCCGAACCGUACCACUUGGUGUAAGUGUGGCUGAUGCAAGUAAUAAAAGUAAACCCUCAAACAGUGCAGAUGCGGUGCUAAGAGGGUCUUGUCUGUGAUCUUGUUUGUUUCUGUUGUGAGACCAUCCAUUCUUAAUACUUGAAUCUUACAUCGUGUCAAAUGCUGCUGGACUUGCUGUGCCUCAUUUAUUAUCCAUUGCCUCAUUCUGUCCCGAUUAAUUGAUCCAGAGAGAAGUGUCGUUUGUUUUGUUUUUUUAAACCUACGUGUCAUUCAAAUUCCACUUAUGAACAAUCUGGCAGCAGCGAAGACUUGUGACUGUACGAAUGUGGAUCCAAGCAAAAAAAAAAAACUGUCAUAGAGUCUUUAAUCAUCACGUAAUAAAAAUGAAACAUAA